This is a messenger RNA of Pocillopora verrucosa, 901 nucleotides long. NCBI's taxonomy places the organism in Eukaryota, Metazoa, Cnidaria, Anthozoa, Scleractinia, Pocilloporidae. The record is from RefSeq and is a predicted model, not a curated record.
AUGUGUGCUUUUGAUGAUCCUGAGGCGAAAGCUAUCGUAAAUGAGAUUGUGGAGGAUGUGGCCCUGAAGAAAGGAGUUAAAAGGACGGUGGAAGAGCUUAAAUCCUCUGACACACCAAUAUUGUUAAAUCUUAAUCAAAUGAAGGCUGCCAAAAAAGUGAUCUUUGGAGUUUGUAAAGAAUACAUGGAUGUGAAAAAGGUGCCAACUCCUUUACAAGGUUAUCAGGUGGAUUUGUAUCCUGUUUUGGAGCUGAUUGUUCGUGAGCAAAGGCUGCAUAAGGUGUGCUCACCAACUCUCAAACUUCUGAUCAAGAUAGAUGGAAGACCCUUUUGUGUUAAAUACAGACUGUCGGGUUUAAAUAGAAAUCAGGUGUUGGUAGGUCUGGUUGCCCGUCUUAAUCCUGUAUACAGCAUACAGAGUGCAAAGUCUGUUUACCCACUGGCCAUUGCCAAUUGUAAAGAAAACAGGGAAAGCCUGAAGGUACUUCUAAAGGAUGUGAAUGAACAAAAGAGAAUUAUCAAGAACAAAGGAAUUUUUGUUGAUGGCAUCAAGUUCAAUCUAGAAUUUGAUGUUUCAUUGGACUACAAAACACUGAUCCUUCUUUUGGUAAAGAAAGGGGAUCUUGAUUUUCAACUUGGUGGUCGAGGGGUAAAUGUGGAAUUUUGCUUUAUAUGCAAUGCAAUCAGGGGUUGCAAAUGUCAUGAUGUAGCCCCAGAUGAAACCUGCCUGGAAUGCCUACGAAGCAAGUGUAACAUAGGAAGGUAUAUUUUUAGUUUAGCCUUUCAUGAUCAUUACUUAAUGAACAGGCUUACUUAGGAAGUGCUUGUGGCCUUUUGGGUAUCAGAGUUGAUGCAUUGGUGAGAGCAGCCACCUUCCACCAAUCUGGAUCUGUUCCUAGACA